Molecule: messenger RNA, 1965 nt
Organism: Drosophila innubila
Lineage: Eukaryota; Metazoa; Arthropoda; Insecta; Diptera; Drosophilidae
Gene: Cda4
Exons: 8
Coding region: 158-1624 (488 amino acids)
Biological process (GO): carbohydrate metabolic process
Cellular component (GO): extracellular region
Molecular function (GO): chitin binding
Source: RefSeq, a predicted model, not a curated record
GGCGGUUUGCAUUUGCGCGUUGCGGACGUCUCUCCAUCUUCAUUUCCCACUCGCCUCGCAGUGGGCCAAGUUAGUAAAAAUAGUUUGCGUGUUUUAUCCGACUCGCAGCAAGUGUUGUUCGGUUAAAAACUAAUACAAAUUGUGUGGAAGCUUCAAGAUGCUGCAGCAUUGUCUACUUGCAACGCUGCUAAUCGCCGUUGGCGUUCAUGCCCAAAACAAGGAGAAGGAAGAGUUCGUCUGCCCUUCUAACAUUGCCAAUGGCAACUAUGCUGAUCCAGCGACCUGUCGCCGUUUCUAUCAGUGCGUGGAUGGCUACCCCUAUUUGAAUCGUUGCCCCUCUGGACUAUACUUUGACGACUUGCAAAAGUUCUGCACAUUUAAGGAUGAAGCCAAAUGCGGACCAUUGCCAACAACACCUGCCCCGGCAACAGAUGCGCCCGCUGACACCGCCCAGCGUUGCAACACGGAGGAUUGUCAGCUGCCCUACUGCUUCUGCUCCAAGGAUGGCACCCAAAUACCUGGCGAACUGGAGGCUGAAAAGGUUCCUCAAAUUAUAAUGAUAACAUUCGAUGGCGCUGUCAAUUUAAACAACUAUGAUCAUUAUCAGAAGAUCUUCAAUGGCAAACGCAAGAAUCCAAAUGGCUGCAACAUUCGUGGCACGUUCUUCUUAUCCCACGAAUACAGCAACUAUCAACAGAUCCAACAUCUGGGCUAUGCCGGACACGAGAUUGCAACCGAGAGCAUUUCACAGCAGCUGGGACUGCAGGACAAGGGAUAUGAGGAGUGGGUUGGAGAAAUGAUUGGCAUGCGUGCAAUUCUGCAUCACUUUGCGAAUGUGUCCGUGGAAGAUGUGGUUGGCAUGCGUGCUCCAUUCCUGAAGCCAGGACGCAAUACCCAAUACAAGGUUCUGGAAGACUUUCGCUACAUCUAUGAUAGUUCCAUAACUGUGCCGCCGGUACCAGUCCCUGUCUGGCCUUAUACACUGGACUACAAGAUUUCGCACGAAUGCAAGAGCGGCACCUGCCCAUCGCGAACAUUCCCAGGUGUUUGGGAGGUUCCCCUGAAUACGCAUUAUGUGGAGGGCUUUGAGGGCGGUCACUGUCCCUAUAUGGAUCAAUGUGUUCUCCACAAUUUGGAUGAGGACGAGGUCUUUGAAUGGCUGCAGGAGGAUUUCUCACGUUACUACGAACAGAACAAGGCGCCCUACAUGAUGCCCUUCCAUACCAACUGGUUCCAGACCAAGCCCCUCGAGAAUGGUCUACACAAGUUCCUGGAUUGGGCUCUGGAAUUACCCGACGUCUACAUUCUAACCGUCACCCAGAUGUUGCAGUACAUGACCGAUCCUAAGGAGCUGCGUGAUGUUAACCAGAUCGAUUCGUGGAAAUGUGACAAGAAUAUCGCUGUUGCAUCGAAGCCCUGCAACAUUUGGCAGACAUGUGCUUUGCCCUUCAAGAUACCCGAACAGAAUGUGACCGACACUCGGUAUAUGGAGACGUGCCGCGAGUGCCCCAAUGUAUAUCCAUGGCUGGGCGAUGCCGGCGGUACGGGCAUUUCGGGACGCGACAGCUAUAUCUACUCCGGUCCCGAUGCCAACCCGACCGAAGGAGCAGGAGAAGCCCAAUAGAAAUGUUAAACAUCUCUCUCGCUUCCCCUCUGUAUUUCUCCCCGAAGGAAUGUUAUCUACUGUCUCUUUUUCGCUGUAACCUUCACACUUUUCCACUUUGUUUGUGUUUCUCGUUUCCCGUUUUUGCUUUCUCUCACUUUUUUUUUUGCUCGACUCCCAUUAAUUUCCUGCACAUGUACACGUCAUGAUGAUGCAAUAAUGAGGUAUUCUUUGUUUUUUUUUUUUUUUAAUUUCUUUUAUUUUUCCAAAAACUUUUGUAGUUUGUAAGUGAAAUUGUGUCAAACUGUUCUUAGUUUUAAUAUAUAUAUUCUUUAUAUGAAUAAAUCAACAAAUUUUUUUAA